Molecule: messenger RNA, 5104 nt
Organism: Heterobilharzia americana
Lineage: Eukaryota; Metazoa; Platyhelminthes; Trematoda; Strigeidida; Schistosomatidae
Source: the annotation of a GenBank genome assembly
GAAGUUGUAGGUCAUGGUGGCUGGUGACCUUGGCGAGUUAAUUGCAUGUCUACGGGGAAACACGAGCCUAAAGGUAGGGCAGUGCAAUCCUGAUGUUUCUGUUAAAAACAUCAAGUGUUUGGUGGAGAAGUGCAAAUCACUGGACCCCAAAUCGGUUGCAUUUCGAGAUGAUACUCAAUACUUUUCUCUAUUAUCUGGCUUUAUCAAUCGCCUGACCGAAUGCUAUACUGUCUUAUCGAUUCGUGAAGAUAAUUCAAUGAACGACCAUGCGUUAACUCAAAAGGUCAAUGAGGAACCUUCCACUAUAAUGAACCAGCUGUUUGCUGCCCAAUGUUGGCUGUGUUCGGUUUUGAAGAACAACCUUUCCAAAGUCGAGUUUCUGAAGUUUAACGUGGUAGGCCAUACAAGCAAGGAGUUAAUCAAACUUGCAAAAGUGGCAGACAGUCUUGGUGCAUCAUUUAGCUUACCUGUAUGGAAAUUUGCUUCUAGUAUUAUGAAACAAUACAAGUGUGAGGUCCGUAAUUACGUACAUGAAAUUUCGAAAGGCAAAGGGGAUUCUGCAAGGAGAGGAAUCGAAAGUUUGUUUGGCGAUAUAUUGAAGUCCAUCGUGGAUUCCUUACACUACUACUAUGAUAAGUGCAGUCGUCCAUACUCUAAUGAAAUGGAAACAAAGAAGAUAAAUGUUAAAGAUACUGAGAACAGUAUCCAGAUGUUAAACCUUCUCAGUCGCAUUUUUACCUUUUGUAUUCGAGAGUUUACAAAGGAAAUUUUAACUUCAGACAUAGAUUCCGAAGCAAGAGUCAUUUUUGCUGAUUGGCUUUUAUGGAUGAUAAAUGUAUCUUAUGCUGGUGGAUCAUAUCCUAUAGGCCACGAUUUUCCCGCAAGCGUUGCUGAAGAACUGAGUAGUUCAUUUUUUCUUUCAGUUGAUGUUGUUCUGUCCCAUGUGGUCACCUUGCAUCCAUCCUAUGAAAGUCAAGAAAAUUGUUCACUCUUUGUUCAACUAAUAUCCCGUCCAGGUUUUGAUGCUCCAGUGACCUGUCGAAUCUAUGGUAAAAUCCUGGGCAACCUUGCUCGGCAUCCUAAUUCGUAUUCUCGUUGGAUGAAUGAUAAUUUCAAUCUUUAUACGGAGUUGUUCAAUGCAUGUGGAAAGAUUGACUUAAGUUUGCCAGGGAAGAAGGAUGGAACUAAAAAUCAGGAAUACCCAUAUUCUGGUGAAUUUUAUAUUACCAUUUUGCAACAGAUUAGUGCUUCAGUUUGUGGUCUAUCCAUGGCUUGUUUCCCUUUUUUAGAGACCGCUCUGCUACCAUCUGUACUAUCUGAACACCCAUUCGUCCACUUAUUAGCAAUGGAUGUAUGGUGCUUUGUUGCCCGGUAUGGGACAAGUGACCUGUGCUUACAUUAUGUAACACUUCUAACUAGUAUUGUCAAUAAAGUUGCACGAAAAAUACAGAUGGAAAACUGUGUAAAUGAAUCUCAUUCGCUUAGUUUGAUGAGUAUGGUCUCUCGUCUCAGUCAUCUUCUAUCGAGACUGAUUGUUUUUCUUACGCCUAAACAACAGAGUGUUUAUCUUCAUCAAAACUCACUCAAAUAUGUCAACCUUAAUUCAGCUUCAGAUUCAAUUAGUUCUUUGUCUAAUUCUUUAAUUUGGUACUAUGCACCUACUCCAACAAGUCGGUUACAAAAGGUUUCCUGCAAUAUUAUUGAACAACAAGUAACUGAACGACUCUUACAUCUAGACAACUUAAUUGAUAUAAACAGUAUUUCAGCCAACUCAUCGCAAACUACUUAUUUACUAACGGAAGUAUGUCUUUGUCUCCGUCUAAUAAACUGUCUAUCUGAGCGGCAAAGGAGGUCCAGCUUAUGCAUUAUUGGUAAAGGCAUUCAUUUUCUGCUAAAAUGUCACCAAAUUGAUAUACCGGUGGUGAAUAAUUUAUUCCCAUAUUCUACGUUUUUAAAAUCAUGGACUUCUCAACCCAUUUCCGUUUUGUUGGUUUGUAUAUCAAGUUGGUUUCCCAAAGUGUGUUCUAAUUCUCUUAGUGAUCCUAACCCUCGUCCUGAAACAGAAAUAUUGGAUGAUCUGAUAAAGUUAUCUUUUUUAUCGAAUGUAACGCUUCCUGUCUUACCGGAAUGUUUCUUCUCGAUACUUAAUGCAUGGAAUUCGUUGUUCAAUUUCUCAAUCACACAUAGAUAUUUAAAAACAUGGGUAGGUUUAAGUAUUGUUAUUUAUUAUCGUGCUACUACUUUUGUAGUUGGUUUAUGUAUAUCAACUUCUUGGUUUUAUUGCUUUCUAUAUCUGAUUGUCUGAAGUAGAGUGGACGCUAACUGCGUUAAUACAGAACUUCUUUGCUUGCAAUAGCCACUGUCUAUUACAAUCGAUUACGUUUAUUCGUUUGAGUGGUUCAAACCUAUAGUUAAUAUGAUUUUUCGCUUACGGUUGGUUGCGUCGAAAACAGUUUUCACUAUGGAUUACUGUAAUCUAGAGAGAAUUGUGAGAACGCGGGAAGUAUUGGUCAACUGGUUUUCAUUGGUUUAGGCUCAGUCAUCAUUUUUGUUCUCCAAAUUGUAGUAAUUCACCUUGAAUAUCUUCUCUGCCGACUCAUUUUUAUUUAUUCAGCUUUGCUGUACUUAAAAGAGUCUGUACCUUAGGUGAGCUGGCUGACUCAAAAAUAAGAGGAACGAUUAUUUAAUCUUCACCGAAUAAACUUAUAUAUAUUGCUUUCUCACUUUUAUGUUUCCCGUUUAUUCGGUAUAUAGUUUCAGGAAUUGAAAUCGAAUAUCGACCAGCUUCAGUCAAGGAUUACAUCUGAUCAUUUCUGUGCAGAUCUUUUAAAAUCACUUCAAAAAGUAAUGCUACUUGUUUUCCAUAUAUGAAGUCGAUUUAAUUUAUGUAAUAACGAAUGCAUUAUUAUCUGGUUUACUGUUUUGAUUGUUUAUUUCUGCUUUAAAGUUUUAGUUCAAAGGCUCAUUCAUUUCUUUUAGCACCAGGGCCAUUGGUUCUGGUCUUAGUUUGAGAAAUUUAUCUUGGUCAUCCAAGUAGUAUCAUGUUCUUUCGUGAAACAAGUGUGACUAACAGUUUGUAUAAUCUGACUUGUAUUCCACCACUUGCAUUCACCAUUGGUCUUCUAGUUGCAUCAGCCGUAACGGCGUAAUUGCUGACGAAAUUCCAUCUUAGAUACUGGAGGACCGUUUAACAUUUGCCAACCUGCGUCAUCUAUGGCACCGACUGGCGAGAUAUCCGACUAUCUAUCAGAGAACGAGUAUAGUACGCUGCAGUCUGUUCUGUCCUGUUGUACGGCUGUGAGACAUGACCGUUAAAAGUAAAAUAUAUGAAGCAGUUACAGGAUUGGAAAAGCAAGACAGGCUUUCAUUAACCUGAAACCAGUGUGGAGAUCUUCUGCACUCACCGUGUGGAACAAGAACCGGAUUUUCAACACCAAUGUCAGUCAAGUCAGUGCUUCUAUAUGGUUCAGAGACUUAGCUCUUUACGAAAGACAUUUCCAACAAACUACAGAUAUUCAUCAACAACUGCCUACGCUCGUUACUGAAGAUCAGAUGGAUUGCCAGAAAGAAUAAGCAACAAGGAACUCUGGCCUGGUGAUAGACCAACCAAGAACCUAUCGCCCAACAAAUAUGCAGAAGAAGGAAGUGGAGAUGGAUUGGGCAUGCACUGAGAAGACCAUUCGGGGACAUCACGCGCCAGGCACUCGAGUGAAACCCAGAUGGGAAACGAUGAGUUGGGUGUCCGAGGUAAGGGUGACAUGGAGGAGAUGGUGUCAGGAAGAAAUGAGAGCUUGUUGGCAGUCAUGGAACCAGGUUCAAAAGAUUUCAGAUAACAGAGUGCACUGGAGACGUGCUACUGAAGCUCUAUGUUCCAUUAGGAACCCAAGGGACAAAUAAUAAUAAUUACAGGGUUCGACCUCAGAUAUCGUCGUAGCAUUGCUUGCCUUUGGUGGUAUCACCGUAUGAGCAAUGUUGAGGUCAGGCACAGGUGACUAGGUAAAACAGAAAAGUUGUGAACCUUAGUUGACUGGGAUGGCUUGGACAUGUACUAUGCAUGCCAGUGAGAGCCGUCGCCUACCUUGACGUGCGAUGCUAGGGGAAGUUGGGUUGGGUUUUUUAGAGGGUUAAGGAUGGCUAGACGAAGACGUGGCGUCAGUCGAUGAAGUCUCUUAUUGUUGGUCUGGGUCGUAUGUGGAGGUAUAUAUGAUCCUUUUCAGUAGCCGUAUUUUAUUGAUACUGACAUCAUUCAUGACCAGUACCAUGAAAAGGCUGUUAAAUAUCACUAUGAAGUAUUUUUUUUAAUCGUUUGUUUAUUAUUGAAAAUGUAAUAAGUCAAAUAUCACCGCAAAAGCGAACCGUCACAUUCAGUCAGAAGCUCCGCACUGCAUAACCUACCAUACCGUUGUACGUUCUUUGUUAGGCAUUGCUCUCAUGGGUUAUAGCUAUUUCAUUGGUCGAUUUGUAUCACUGAUUGAGAUAUACAGUUUAUUUUAUAGCUUCACAAUUGUGACCUUUUGAUAUUUUCUGUGAAAAAGAAAAUUUAACUACACACUGUGUAGUGCGUUCCACUAUCGCAGGCUUAUGUUAAUGUGUUGCACGUAUGCAUUCCGUAAUUUAGACAGAUUACUUCUUAUAGUUUUGUUAAAGUUUAUUAAUGGGGGAACUGAUUGUUUUGGAUUAUUUUUAUGUUCAUGCUUUUAAAUUCUUUAUCAUUCCACUUUUUUUCUUUUUCAUACAGAAACUUGAUUCGGUUAGUUUAAUAAAACCUACCAUCUCCACACCUGAACUGACUAAAAUGCUUCCCUCAUGCAGUCACAAUGAUGAAGAUGAAAUAAGUAACUGCCUGCGUGAUAUGUCUUCAGCACUGAAUCGUUUAAAAUCUGUGUGGCCACCAAAAGGACCUAAUAAAUCUAUUCAAUUUAAUGAAGCACGAAAUAUUUUAAAGCAUUUUUCUGAUUUUAUGUGUACCAGUUAACUAAAUAAUUGUGUUAUCCUUUUUAUUUACUCUUCACUUUGUAAUAAAUUGUAUUGUUUUUUCUGUUCCCUUCCAUGCACAUAUAUCAAUCUAUAUGUAAGCUAUCAAAUAAAAAGGCACUUUUAGAUC